CAGAUAUGGUAUAUAAAGUGUAAAGUUGUGAUCGUUCCAUCAUUUCAGUUCGGAUAACGAUAUACGAAAUGAAUAACUUGUGCGUUUUGUUGAUUUCCGUAAUUUGCUUGAUUCAGAAUGCCUACAGUCAAUGCCUUGGACCAGCGGGAACAUUCCCUAAUGGUUACGGUCUUGGGUAUGGACCUGGAAUCGGCAUUGGACCUGGCAUCGCUCCAGGUUUCGCAGGACCAGCGGGCAUUGCGCCCGGUUAUCCAGGAAUAGCUCCAGCUCUUGAAGCUCCUCUGGCUGUUGGCGGGUAUGGUGGUUCUGGUGUUGGUGACGUUGCUGUUGCUGGUGAAAUGCCAGUCGCCGGUACAACACUGGUUGCUGGACAAGUCCCGAUCCUUGGUGCUGUGCGCUUCGCUGGUGAUCUGCCAGCUAUCGGUACUGUUAGUAUUGCUGGCAGUUGCGGCUGUGGAUGUGGAGCUCCAGGAUAUUACUACUGAUAAACAUAAUAACCUUCAAUUUUUGAAACGAUU
This is a messenger RNA of Nymphalis io (European peacock), 518 nucleotides long. Its product is annotated as chorion class CA protein ERA.1-like. Gene Ontology annotation, biological process: multicellular organism development; chorion-containing eggshell formation. Lineage: Eukaryota; Metazoa; Arthropoda; Insecta; Lepidoptera; Nymphalidae. Gene Ontology annotation, molecular function: structural constituent of egg chorion. The transcript has 2 exons. Gene Ontology annotation, cellular component: egg chorion. Bases 69 to 485 code for a protein of 138 amino acids. The record is from RefSeq and is a predicted model, not a curated record.